Messenger RNA from Photinus pyralis (common eastern firefly), 758 nucleotides. It is a transcript of the gene lin-28, whose product is annotated as protein lin-28 homolog. Lineage: Eukaryota; Metazoa; Arthropoda; Insecta; Coleoptera; Lampyridae. The transcript has 4 exons. Gene Ontology annotation, molecular function: zinc ion binding; nucleic acid binding. The coding region runs from base 175 to 747 and encodes 190 amino acids. The record is from RefSeq and is a predicted model, not a curated record.
GUCCCCUGGUUUCCAGUGCGUUAGUGCGGUGCAAGUAGUCUAUGGGUUCGUGCAGUACGAGAUGUAGUCUUUUUUUUUAAACAAACUAAACAGUUUAUCGGUUGUUAUUAUGAACAUUUUUUAAUUGAUUUUGUCUAUUUUCGUGUGACGUUGCCGAAAUUGCAUUUGCGUUUAAUGGAGAGGCGCGAAUUGGACAAUGGCAGAGGGUCCGAUGGCGGAAGCGCCAGUCAAGGAGGUUCGGAGGCAAGUUUCGGCGUUCGGAGAGGAAAAUGCAAAUGGUUUAAUGUGGCAAAGGGUUGGGGUUUUAUAACGCCGGAUGAUGGGGGACAAGACGUUUUUGUGCAUCAGAGCGUCAUACAAAUGAGCGGCUUUCGCUCAUUGGGAGACGAGGAAGAAGUAGAAUUCGAAUGCAAAAUAUCAGACAAAGGCCUAGAGGCGACCCGAGUAACGGGCCCUAACAACUCAGACUGCCAAGGAUCGCAUCGCCGUCCUGCGUCUAAAAAGCGCUUUCGUAAAAUUAGGUGUUACAAUUGCGGAGAGUUCGCCAAUCACAUAGCCGCGAAAUGCACCCUGGGGCCGCAGCCUAAGAGAUGUCAUAAUUGCAAAAGCGAGGACCAUCUAAUAGCCGACUGCCCGACACGAACGGAAAGGUCGCCGCAAAGUGGCGGAAACGAUUCCGACGAUCGUAAUGGGAACGAAACGACGGCCGCGUCGACGUCGGCGACAUCUCCGAGUGCUCCUUCUUAAACAAAUAAAGC